UAACUACUCAGUCUAGUAUUGUCGCUGCGAGAAGUUAAAAGUGAUCGAUUAGAUUAUUAAUUUAAAAAUUAAUUUUACGUGUAAAUAAAAAAAUAAAAGUUAUAUACUCAGUGCAAAAUGCGUUUCUUUGCAACAUGUGGAAUACUAUUUAUAGCCUAUUUGGUUUAUGUGAAUGCUGAUGCCUGCGUUCAAUGUAACUCUGCUAACGAUAUUAAAUGUGCCACGAAUCCCGAUUCAUUUUUAGCUAAAGAAUGCAAAAAUUCGACAUCGAAAUGUUACACCAGAGUUUUAAAUGGUAACACUAUUCGUGGUUGUGCUAUGGACUUGGAUAAUGCCACUGCGUCUAACUGUAACAAUGAAAUGGAAUGUUUGAUUUGUACCUUUACCGAGGGUUGCAAUCGUCAAGUAUUCCCUACUCAUCGUUUGCAGUGUUUGCAAUGUAGCGGUGAUAAUGAAAACAGUACAUGUGCCACUGAUAUCUAUGCUAAGCCUGUGAUUUGUCCCACCUAUAAAUUGGGAGAUAAAUGUUAUAUUCGCAAAGAUGGUCUUAAUAAAACUAAUUCUGUUCAACGUGGCUGUCUAUCAAGUGCCCAAGAUAAUGGUUUAUGCAAGGAUAUUUCCAAUUGUUAUACAUGUGAGGGAGCUGGUUGCAAUUUCUUGGAAUUCAAUACUACUGAAAUUCCUUUGGCUCGGGAUUCCGCUAUGGCCUAUGCUGGCACUUCUAUGUUGCUGUUGUUGGUGGGAGUUGUUACUUCACGUUUCUUUUAAAACAUAACACUUUCCUUUCCCAUGACCAUUUGGUCAUAAUAAUAUGUUUUUUUUUUAUAUAAUUGCACAAUGUUUUUAAUUAAUCUAUAGUUUUGUGAAUAAAAUGCUGAAACUAAUAUAGUUACACUUACAAUUUAACUUUUAUAUCGGAAAAAUAAAUUUUGAAAAACUAAUUUGAAAAC
This is a messenger RNA of Lucilia cuprina (Australian sheep blowfly), 950 nucleotides long. RefSeq lists its product as uncharacterized. The transcript is spliced from 3 exons. The record is from RefSeq and is a predicted model, not a curated record. NCBI's taxonomy places the organism in Eukaryota, Metazoa, Arthropoda, Insecta, Diptera, Calliphoridae. The coding region runs from base 118 to 768 and encodes 216 amino acids.